Messenger RNA from Effrenium voratum, 906 nucleotides. The record is from the annotation of a GenBank genome assembly. NCBI's taxonomy places the organism in Eukaryota, Dinophyceae, Suessiales, Symbiodiniaceae.
AUGUCUGUGUGGUUUGCCUUGGCGGUGAUGUGGUUGGCUUUCGGGGUCAAGGAGGAAGGGAGGGAUGAGGAUGUUGCCCCCACAUCGGAUGAGUACGACGACCUUGAUCUGCAGAUGGGUCUAUUCGCAGCCCUCGGCGAGUGCAGCUCGUCCGACGAAGCAGAGCCCCUGCCAAUCCAACCGCCGCUGCAAGCGGUGGACCCUUUGGAUUUGGCCUUGAACGCCUUGGGUGUUCCAAACUUGUUUCAAGAGUGCGGUGGCGACCCGGCGGACUUUGCAAAUCUGCAAAGAAGCUACGAGAUGCUGGCCGAGCACAUCGCUGCGUGGAAGCGAGUGGCUGAUUUGGUGAAGUGCCAAAUCACGUGCCACUGCUCUGAGUGCUUGCGGUUUUUCAUGAAACUCACCAAGUGCCGGCUUUGUCUUGGCCUUGGCAGCAAGAACGGGCACUCCGGCUGUGGCUUGAGCCAGGUUUCCAGUUACUUUCGCCGGUACCAUGUUGAGAAGCCCUUGGCCUUGGGCCGGUACUAUGAACUCCUAGCCCACGGCAAGGGCGAGGAGGAGGAGGCAAAGCGAAUCCUGAAGGCCGAAGAGGCACGGUUGGCUGCGGAAGCCAAAGAGAUGGUUAGACUUGAAGCGCACAAGCGCAAACAUUUGGAAGAGGAGAGGGACAUCGUUUUCCAGCAGGAGCUGGUUAAGGCCAUCGACGAGUCCAAGAAGAGCAUUCGCGACAAAUGGGCUGCCCAGAACCCUACCAUCCCUGUGCCUUCACCCAUUGGGAUUGGGUCUUUAGCCGAUGUAGUGACCUCGGGCGGCGCUUUGGGCAGCGGGGCCAGCCCGCGGUUGCCGCGCGGGGCGGCCUCCCAUCUGGCCGAACCUGGGCUGCCGCACCUUGGACACGUGCUGUAA